Lathyrus oleraceus (garden pea) is the source of this 1546-nucleotide messenger RNA. RefSeq lists its product as uncharacterized. Lineage: Eukaryota; Viridiplantae; Streptophyta; Magnoliopsida; Fabales; Fabaceae. The record is from RefSeq and is a predicted model, not a curated record. The transcript has 8 exons. Gene Ontology annotation, molecular function: nucleic acid binding; zinc ion binding. The coding region runs from base 137 to 1495 and encodes 452 amino acids.
CUUACUCGGUUCCCUAGUUGGUUGCUUCGUCUUCGCACUUUCCUUUCAUCUCCCAACUAAACUAGUUGAUGUAGGACUAUUUUAUUUUCUCGCAACGACUGACUUUUGAUUUUCCUUUCACAUCAUCUUCUAUUUUAUGCUAAUGCAACAACCAUUGACACCUUUAAUUUCCUAUAUGGCUUCUUCAUGGUUUCUCAAACUGGCUUUUAAAUUCCUUCAUCAUUUCGCAUGGCCUCUUGUUGCUCUGGUGUAUCCUAUGUGUGCUUCCAUUCAAGCAAUCGAGACUGAUUCUUAUGCAGAAACUAAGAAUUUGAUCUCAUAUUGGAUACUUCUUUCAUUCAUUUACCUCUUCGAGUAUGCUUUUACCAACCUUCUUUUACGGUUUCAGGUCUGGCUCUACAUUAAGCUAAUGAUAAUCUUGUGGCUCACCAUACCAGACUUUGGACGAGCUUCUUGUGUUUACAAUAACCUUAUUCGCUCCGUGAAACUGCAAAUAGUCACAUGGAGGUUAAAUAACUACCGGAUGAAGUGGUUAUUGGAGAAAGAUGACUUUUUAAUGCCUGCAGAGAUAUAUGUGAAAGAAGUUGGAACUGAAGCAUUAGAGAAACUCAUUGCUAGCAAGGAGUUUCUUGUGCAGACAAAUGUAGAAAGACCGGAAACAAACAUCAAAGAUUUGGAGGCUAUUGUUAAAAAGGAAAUUCCUGCAACCCAACAAGAUAUUUCUGUCAUAUCUGAAACUGUGCCAAGUCAAAAUGCAUCAGCAGCCACAGUAGAAAACAAAGUUCCUCAGAGUUCUACUUCUACACGAAAGGAAGCACAGAAAGAGUGGAAUUGUGCUUUAUGUAUGGUAACAACAUCGAGCGAGAUAACCUUGACUUCCCACCUAGGUGGAAGGAAACACAGGGCUGCUGUUGAAGCUUUGAUAGCAAAAAAGCAACCUAACUUGCAGAAGCAAAACUAUGCAAAAGCGACAAACGAAAUCACAGCUACCAACAGUAAAGAAACACCAAAAACAAAUGGAAAAAGACUACAACCAGAACACACAGAAAUCAAAGAUUUGGACACUAUUGCAAAAAAAGAAAUUCCUGCAACCAAGCAAGGAACCUCUGCUAAUAUUGCGGCAAGUCAAAAGGCAUCAUCUGCCAUAUUAGAAACCAGUGGAACAUUGGGGAGAGACACAGCUGGUGGUGAAGUUUCUCAGAGUUCCGCUGCUGCACAGAAGGAAGUGCAGAAAGAGUGGGCUUGUGCUUUAUGUUUGGUGACAACAUCGAGCGAGACAACCUUAAAUUCGCACCUCAGUGGAAGGAAACACAUGAAUACUAUUGAGGCAUUGAAAGCAAAGAAGCAACCCACCCUGGAAAAGAACCUUUGUGAACCAUUUAGGAUGGUUAAUUCGAAAAUAAUAUGUAAAGUUUGUAAUAUUAUGCUUCCAAGUGAGGAGUACAUGGCCUCUCACAUAAAAGGGUGGAAGCACUUGUCUAAGAUUCAAACUUGAUGGUUACUUUUGAAACUUGUUGAAAGGAAAUUUGGUGUAUCAAGCCUCUAA